Molecule: messenger RNA, 507 nt
Organism: Gilbertella persicaria
Lineage: Eukaryota; Fungi; Mucoromycota; Mucoromycetes; Mucorales; Choanephoraceae
Exons: 1
Coding region: 71-451 (126 amino acids)
Source: RefSeq, a predicted model, not a curated record
GAAAAAUUGCACAGAAAGCGAAAUCUCUGCUGCGGUCAAAACCAUAGCAAGCCAGUGCACCAAAGUGAAAAUGAACAUCUCUUUGAGGAACAUCACUGAAUUGCCAGCGCAUCUUUUUAACUCACAAGAAGUCGGCAUCCUUCAACAGUUUCUUGAUUGCUACCCUUCUGACACUCACUUCAAGAAGAAUUCUAUUUAUUAUGAUUGUAAAGCGGACCCAUCGAAGCAUUUGAAGGCAUUUUAUUAUCUGACGCGAUGUUCUGAAUCUCUCUACAAUAAGUCGUUCAACUGCUUUCCUCUGAGAAGAACAUUCAUAACUAGUUAUAUGACUAUAGAUACAUAUAUUGUAAACACUCAGAUUUUAAGAAACUCUGUCAUUAGCCACUUAGACAAAGAAGUAAUCUGGGGAGUUGUACUGAACAUGAAAUCCAAAGCUAUGAAACCUCAAUGAGACAAUAAACAAAUGAAGUUUAGAGGUACUAUUUACACAGAUGGUGUUGCCGUAUC